This is a messenger RNA of Penicillium daleae, 834 nucleotides long. RefSeq names its product glycosyltransferase family 32 protein. Gene Ontology annotation, biological process: mannosyl-inositol phosphorylceramide biosynthetic process. Gene Ontology annotation, molecular function: mannosyltransferase activity. The transcript is spliced from 2 exons. The record is from RefSeq and is a predicted model, not a curated record. Lineage: Eukaryota; Fungi; Ascomycota; Eurotiomycetes; Eurotiales; Aspergillaceae. The coding region runs from base 1 to 834 and encodes 277 amino acids.
AUGAUCACUCUUGUGGGGAAAGGUGUACGAAGACUCAUAGCGAUGGCAGUACUUUCCCUCAUUGCCAUAUUCAUCAAUCAUCAGUUCAGAUACGCAGACGGCUUUACCCUCACCAGUGAGCUGCCGGAGUCGAUAAAUAUAAUCGCCGGAUGCACUACCAAUCCCCUCGAACCCCUUAACGAGUCCAGUCUCUUUGUUGACUCAAGAAUACCGAAUGUCGUUCAUCAAUUAUGGAAAACGGACAAUGUCCGGACAUACUCGACAGAAAUAGAAGCGUCCCUCGACUCGUGGAAGACCAUGUUUGAACCUCUGAACUACACAAUCAAGCUCUGGACAGACGACGAUAUCCUCCAACUUGUUAAAGGCAAAUACUCUUGGAUUCUGACGACGUACGAGACAUACCCCCAGAAUAUCCAGCGUGCCGACAUCGCCAGGUUGCUCGUUAUCCACGCAGAAGGUGGAAUCUACGCAGACUUAGACGUGUACCCAACCUCGGCUCAUCAAAUACAAUGCCUCCAACAUCUCGGCCUACAGGCCAUAUUUGCUUCCACAGAGAGCACACUCGGGCUAAGCAACCAUUUCUUCAUGGCUCAGCGUGGGUCCCCGUUCCUACAAUGGGCGCUAUACGAGGCCAAGCGACGCGGCGUGGCGUCCCGGCAUAUCUUCGUGCCGUACCUACAGGUAUUUUGGUCUACGGGGCCGAUGAUGGUAACAGAGGCAUUUCGAAAGUACGCAUGGCUGUACGGCACGCUUCGGCACGAUAUGGGCUUGUUAGAGAAUGGAUACUCAAGGGUGUAUCAGGACUCGUCUACGCCACCAGGAGACGCUGUUUAG